AACUGCAGGAAACUAGAUCAAGACAGUUUUUGACACAUCUGCUUCUCAGUGCCUGUUUACGACUUAUUAAGACCAGUGAUAUGGAUGAACUCGACCAAAGUCAGAUACAAAUGCUGAGGAAGGCAUUUGAUACCUUCGACCAAGAAAAGAAAGGCGUUAUCAGCACCGACAUGAUUGGUACAAUUUUAGACAUGCUGGGCCACGAAUUGGACGAUGAUACUCUGACAGAAAUUAUUCAGGAAUACGAUGUAAACGGUACUGGAGUUUUGGAAUUCAAGGAAUUUUGCUCAUUAGCAUCAAGAUUCAUGGUUGAGGAGUUAGAUGCUGAAGCUAUGUUGGCUGAACUCAGGGAGGCAUUCCGGUUGUAUGACAGAGAAGGCAAUGGCUACAUCACAACAGAAGUAUUAAAAGAAAUAUUCAAAGAAUUGGACAAUACAUUAUCAAAUGAAGACUUGGAAUCAAUGAUAACUGAAAUUGACACGGACGGAUCAGGCACAGUUGAUUUCGAUGAAUUCCUUGAAGUAAUGACUGGUGAAUAAUUAUCUUUAAAAUCAAGCAAUUUAAAUAAUGUUAUGUUAAUAAGACUUUUUAGUGUAUAUAAGCAAGCACACAUAAUUUUAAGAUAUUUUAGAUUUAACAUAAAUUAUUAAAUUUUAAAGA
Molecule: messenger RNA, 660 nt
Organism: Vanessa atalanta (red admiral)
Lineage: Eukaryota; Metazoa; Arthropoda; Insecta; Lepidoptera; Nymphalidae
Product: troponin C, isoallergen Bla g 6.0101-like
Exons: 6
Coding region: 81-539 (152 amino acids)
Molecular function (GO): enzyme regulator activity; calcium ion binding
Source: RefSeq, a predicted model, not a curated record